AUGUCUCGUCAAGGAAUAGACUGGGCGAGGCGAGUAAAACCGUCCUCAGCUUCCUUAGAGGGGUGUUCAAUUUGCCAUUCGCAGACCCUACCAUAUGCUUCAGGUACCUUACCUUCUAAAUCACCCCUCGACGCAUAUUGCAUAUUGAAUACACUGGGAGAUAUGAGAUCUUCCUCGAGAAGAAGAACCAUAGUAAUACCGCAAGUCUUGAAGCCUAUUGUUGCUCAACGGCUGGCCGAGAACCCAUCAAGAGAGAAUGCUUCCUAUGGUUUUGGUGGCCGAGUCGCGGCGACACUUAACCGUCGUAUUGUCUUAUGCUAUACUCUGCCAGUUGGUGCAUACAACGGCUUCAAUAAGUAUCCGUACGCUUCCACCUUUGAACAACCAAUAGUGACAUUGUCAACAUCGACGUUUCUUGGCAGCUUCCUUCGCCCCUCGGUAGCGACCGUAUCACAGCUUCCUAGCCAUCACUCUCCAACUCCAUCAACGGGUAUUGAUGGAGAUAUUUCCCCAAGACCACUUGAUUCCAAACUUCCAAGACGGCAUUUCAAGCAAUCUUCCACAUGGCUGGCGGGCUGGCGCUUUCAGGGCACAUCAUCUUGGGAAGAAGAGAAGAUGGAUGGCGCUGAUGCCAAGCGCUCCAAUCACAUCCCAACAUUCGCACAUCUGCAUCGCUACCCUCCCGACUCGCCGGGAAUCCCAACCCCGACACGCGAGAUGCUGAACACCCCCAGUAAGCUCAAACUCACGACGGCAGCCCCGGAGAAGUUAAGCUUCAACGUCCGUCGACUCCAGGAACGCACCCCUCCAUGGCAUGGAAGUACAGCAGCCCGCAUGCAGGCCGGGGGAUCAGCUCUAAACGAGCACAUUGCCGUAUUGCCUAGCCCACUUCAACAUGUUCCUGGGAAUACCGAUACAGUCAUAGCACGGUCAGCCGGCCGCCAAGGCAAAGCCGUGUGCUCAUAUUUACAAUUCCCAGGUCCAUCAUCUAGGGGCCAAGGGCCAUGCCCGGCGCGUGGUGUCCAUCGUGGGGUGCUCUCCGGACCCCCCGCUCCGGCAGGGGCAACGCCGCUAAUCCCACCAACCCCCACCUCCUCCGAUAUUGCGGUCUCGAAUCUUGGCAGAAUGGCUGGCUUCUCUUCGCCGGGCAGACCGUGGACGGCGGUCCACUUUGAAGAAAACGCCGAGUUCACUAUUCCCUUCUCUCUUUCCGAGAAUUGUCUAUCUGCAAUGGGUUUCCAAGGAGAAUGA
Colletotrichum phormii is the source of this 1251-nucleotide messenger RNA. RefSeq lists its product as uncharacterized. The transcript has a single exon. Bases 1 to 1251 code for a protein of 416 amino acids. NCBI's taxonomy places the organism in Eukaryota, Fungi, Ascomycota, Sordariomycetes, Glomerellales, Glomerellaceae. The record is from RefSeq and is a predicted model, not a curated record.